Spirodela intermedia is the source of this 373-nucleotide messenger RNA. NCBI's taxonomy places the organism in Eukaryota, Viridiplantae, Streptophyta, Magnoliopsida, Alismatales, Araceae. The record is from the annotation of a GenBank genome assembly.
AUGAACCGUCGUCAACUCUCCCUUCUCUUCCUUCUUCUCCUUGUCUCCGCCCAUAACAGCAUCUCCGGAGGCGCGGCUGCGCGGCCGCUCAGCUUCCCCGAUCAAGGAAGUGCUCUCUCUCUCUCUCUCUCUCGCUAACAGCAGGGAUUCUACCGGAUGAUGGUGAUGACGACGACGAUGAUGAUCGAGACUGGUUAUCUUGUUCCUCGGACCUCCGUAACGAUUGGGGUGCUUUAUGGCGGCAGGGUACGCGAAGGCGUUCUCGUCGCUCGGAAUGAGGUGCGAGUGCUGCGACGCCGGCGGCGGGCAGUGCAGGAGCGAGUGGGACUCGCCCUGCCUGAAGCUCGAGUGCCGUCCCUGGAAGUUCCCUUGA